AUGUCCAAAACCACUGAAUCCAGCGACAACCUGCCUCACCCCCCGCCGCUCACCCCGGAGCAGCGCAAGCUCAUCACCGCAACCGUCCCCAUCCUCGCGGAGCACGGCAUAGCCAUCACCACCCUCUUCUACGAGCAGCUGCUCGAGGCCAAUCCCGAGCUGCGCAACGUCUUCAGCCACAGCAACAAGGAGCGCGGCCUCCAGGCGGAGGCGCUCGCCCGCGCCGUGUACGCCUACGCCGCCAACAUUGAGGACCUCACCCCCAUUCUCCCCGUCGUGGAGCGUAUCGCGCACAAGCAUGCCUCUAUUCAUGUCGCGCCCUCCCAUUACGCCGUCGUCGGAAAACACCUCCUCGAUGCUAUCACGCAGGUCGUGGGCGCCGACAUCUUCAAGGGCGACCUGUACGAGGCAUGGGGCGCCGCGUACUGGAACCUCGCCCAUGUCUUCAUUAACCGUGAGCACGAGCUGUACGAAGCGGCUCAGUGGGUCGGCUGGCGCGAGUUCGUUGUCGCUAGGAAGGUCCGGGAGACGGAGGAGGUCACGUCUUUCUACCUCAAACCGAAGGAUGGGAAGUCCCUCGCACCGUAUCGCCCUGGCCAGUACAUCUCUGUACAGAAAUUUGUGCCGGAGCUCGGCUUGCGACAGUGUAGACAGUAUUCGCUCUCAAACGCGCCGAACACGGAGUCCUUCCGCAUCACCGUCAAGCGCGAGCCCGGCGUUCGAGCUGGCGCACUCUCGGGAGCGCUCGAUACCGCACAGGUCGCCCACCCCGGCUGGAUGUCGAACCUCCUGCAUGCGACGCUCGCCGAGGGCGACCCGAUUGAGGUCGUGUUCCCGUUCGGCGAGUUCUUCCUCGAUGAUUCGUCCGCGCCCGUCGUCCUCCUCUCCGCGGGCGUCGGCCUCACCCCGCUCCUCGCCAUGCUGAACACGCUCGUGAAGGCUGACCUGAAGCGCGAGAUUAGCUGGGUGCAGGCGGUACGCAGCGGGCGCGUGCACGCGUUCCGGGAGCAUGUGCGCAAGGUGCGGGAGACGCAUCCUGACCGUGUGCAAACCCACGUAGUCUACUCCGACCCGAGCGCAAGCGAUGUUGAGGGCCGUGAUUUCGACGUGCGGGGUCGUCUUGACCUCGAGAAGGUGCCGCGAGACGUGCUCUGUCUGGACGAAAGGGACGCGCAGUACUAUGUGUGCGGGCCGGUGACGUUCAUGGCGGAUAUGGUCGGCGGUCUGAAGUCGCGGGGUGUGGACUCGAUCAGGAUUCAUGCGGAAGUAUUUGGGUCGGGGGCGACGCCGUAA
This is a messenger RNA of Trametes versicolor FP-101664 SS1, 1293 nucleotides long. Its product is annotated as globin-like protein. The record is from RefSeq and is a predicted model, not a curated record. NCBI's taxonomy places the organism in Eukaryota, Fungi, Basidiomycota, Agaricomycetes, Polyporales, Polyporaceae. Gene Ontology annotation, biological process: cellular response to nitrosative stress; nitric oxide catabolic process. Bases 1 to 1293 code for a protein of 430 amino acids. Gene Ontology annotation, cellular component: intracellular anatomical structure. The transcript has 3 exons. Gene Ontology annotation, molecular function: heme binding; nitric oxide dioxygenase [NAD(P)H] activity; oxygen binding.